GCUGUGACUUGGACAUAGAACUGAAACUCAACAGCAGGGCUCAUUCGCAUGACCUGUUAUGUGUCUCAAUCCCCAACCAAACACGCACAAGCAACCUGAGCAAUUCUUCCAGAAGGAGUCUCGAAACGGCUUGGAUGUCUCGGAAGGCCGGGACGAACAAGUCCACGUUAACACAGUGAAAGUUAGCAAUUGCUGAGACGGAUUGGUUUUUUUGAGCCGUCCCCCACGCUAAUCGUGGAAAAUAGUGGUGUACUCAAGCAUAGUUUCUCGCUGGGGCUUGCGCCGUUCUUUUCUAAUGUCUAGGACUACAUGAAGCCUAAGCUGCGAGAAUGCAGUUACACGUGUGCACCUGUCUCAGCAUUGCAUGUCUCGGCUGGGAAGGGGGGGGGGGGGGAGAGGGCUUUCAUCCUUCCCUUCGCUCCCCUGCAAGUCACUCGCUCUCUCUCUCUCGCCACCGACGAUGUCAUUUCUUCACCCAAGUGUCUCAUCUCGGCACGUCAUAUGCCUCCGUGCAUGCACUCACCACUCGGCCCAGUUGAGCAAAAGGUCGGCACCAGCCAAGGCGCCCCAUACCUGCGCCCCCGCGCGCGCCAGUCAGACUCGGUUGACAGCUGCUGCUAAAUCCGCCCACCACGCAUCUGAGACAGGUCUCUCUCUCUCUCUAUCAAUCAAUUCGUCUGUCCUCUGUGCGAUAGGUUAUUCAGCGAGACAUGGGUUUGUGCAGCAGCCAGAAACGGAAUACUCCGAGGCUCAGCGUCAGGUGUUUCGUCUCACCCGCCCUGACGGAUGUGGGGGGGGGGGGGGGGGGGGGAAAGCGACCACGCACCCGCGCGCGCCCACACAAACGCAUCCAUGCUUAAAUGCUGGAGAUUCGCUGUGUGCUGAUGCUGUGUUCAUGCCCUGGACCAGAUUCAGAGAAGAGCCCAAAGGGAAGAACAAACAGAUAUCAAAAAAAGGUAAACUGACGGCCAAGCAGAUCCGGCAGGUCCCGUGGCAGGCAGGGCGGGCGCGUCUCGGUCCACAAAACUCCGCCCUUCUCUUGCACGCUACGCUAGCUAGCUAGUACUCAAUCACGGCACGCCUGGUGGGUGAGUGAGCAUUUGCUGCUCAGGGACAGGGGGGUGCGGAGAGGGGAGGGGGAACCUCUAGCAGAAGAGGAGACUUUGGCUGGUUGGAGUCGGCUGCAGUUGACAGGUGUUUGGAUGGUGGGUGCUCAGACCUAAAAAUGGGAACCCCUGGGUUGCUGGCGAUCGCUUACCCUUUUAAGUCUACAGGGCCCAAGGUCCGCAACGAAGAACGCCGGCUGGCAUUGUUCUGAUGUGAUGUG
Microdochium trichocladiopsis is the source of this 1327-nucleotide messenger RNA. RefSeq lists its product as uncharacterized. NCBI's taxonomy places the organism in Eukaryota, Fungi, Ascomycota, Sordariomycetes, Xylariales, Microdochiaceae. Bases 365 to 1063 code for a protein of 232 amino acids. The transcript has a single exon. The record is from RefSeq and is a predicted model, not a curated record.